UGUCCGUUUUAGCAGGAGCCAGUCUGCGACCCGCUAGUCGCCAACAAUCAGGUCUUCUUCCUCGAGAAAUCCAAUGAUCAGCUUCGUCUAGAGGCGUUGUGGGCGAUUUGUACGGGCCACUUAGAUUUGUCAUCUCCUUCUCUGCCUGAGUGAGUCUGUGAAGAUGGUGAAGCCAGACAUCCACACUCUGGCGCACCACCUAAAGCAGGAACGUCUGUAUGUGGCAUCAGAGAAGCAGCUGAUUCAGAGGCUCAACAGUGAUGUGUUGAAGACAGCCGAGAGGCUGUACCGGGCUGCCUGGAUCGCCAAGCAGCAAAGGAUCAACCUCGAUCGUCUCAUUCUGACCAGUGCGGAGGCCUCCCCGGCUGAGUGCUGCCAACAUGCCAAAAUGCUGGAAGACACGCAGUUUAUAGAUGGCUACAAGACUCUGGGUUUCCAGGAAACAAUCUAUGGAGAGUUUUUGGCCAGGUUGAGGGAAAAUCCCAGACUGGUUGCAUCCUGCCUUGUGGCAGGAGAGAGACUAAACCAGGAGCACACCCAGGGUGUCAUACAUAAUGUCUUCACCUCACUUUACGGCAAUUGCAUUAUGCAGGAGGAUGAGAGCUACCUACUGCAGGUGUUGAGAUACCUUGUAGAGUUUGAGCUGAAGGAGAGCGACAACCCUCGCCGCCUUCUCCGACGAGGGACCUGUGCCUUCAGCAUUCUUUUCAAGCUCUUUUCUGAGGGCCUGUACUCAGCCAAGCUCUUCCUCACUGCAACCCUUCAUGAACCCAUUAUGCAGCUGCUGGUGGAGGAUGAGGACCACCUGGAGACAGACCCGUCCAAGGUGACUGAGCGGCUCACCCCGGCGCAGCAGGAACGCUUUGGAGAGAAAGGUUCUGAGGACUACAAGAGAAAAGUGCAGGCAGCUGUUGAGACCAAUGAAGCCAAGCUGGUCGCUCUUGUAAACAAGUUUAUUGGCUACUUGAAGCAAAACACCUAUUGCUUUCCUCACAGCCUGCGCUGGAUUGUGUCCCAGAUGUACAAGACUUUAUCAUGUGUAGAACGUCUUGAGGUGGGAGAGAUGCGCACCAUGUGCACAGACCUGCUGCUGACCUGCUUCAUUUGCCCCGCCAUAGUCAACCCCGAGCAGUAUGGUAUUAUCUCAGACGCACCCAUCAACGAGGUGGCUCGCUUUAAUUUAAUGCAGGUGGGGCAGCUUUUGCAGCAGCUGGCUAUGGCUGAUGACGAUGCAGACCCAAGGCGAAAAAGCAGUUUGUCUAAAUUUGAUAAGGGUUGUGUUGCUGCCUUUCUGGAUGUGGUGAUUGGAGGAAGAGCUGUUGAGACCCCACCCAUGUCCUCCAUGAACCUUCUUGAAGGCCUCAGUAGGACAGCAGUCUAUAUUACCCAUAACCAGCUGCUUGCACUGGUGGACUUUGUUCGGAGUGUGACGGCAGGGGACCACCUUCGAGAGGAGGAGCACAUGGCCCUGGAGACCCUGCUAGCCAAUGUGCCACAGUCUCGAACCGUGAAGAGCAACAGCCUGGAGCUCACUCCCUCCAACACCCCCCAGCUUUCCCCAGCUACCACUCCUGCCAACAAGAAGAACAGACUUCCCAUAGGACAACAUUUAGCUGCUAUAACAUCCUGGGACUCCACAGCCACCACUUUGUCCGCUCACAUUCCAUUAGUAACCCCUUUUGCUGCUCGGAGCCGCAGCCGUACCAACAUAGCCCAGGAGGGGGAGGCAGAGGCCAGCUCCCAGGAGUCCCUACAGGAGCUGAUGCCAGAGGAGGUGCUCGUAAUUUCACUAGGAACUGGCCCUCAGACUGUCCCUGGGAUGAUGUCAGAGAAUGAGGUUUUGAACUUGCACAUGGGCGAUGGGGCCUCAGGGGAUGGCCCUGCGGAUGAUGCUAAGCUGCAUGGGAAACCAGAUAAAACGUUGCGCUUCUCGCUGUGCAGUGACAACUUGGAAGGAAUCUCAGAGGGACCAUCCAAUCGUUCUAACUCUGUGUCCUCGCUGGACCUGGAUCGGGAGUCUGUUUCUGAGCUGGGAGCUGAACCAUCUGAGAACAACGGGGCAGAGGCUCUGCAGCUUCUGGAGCAUGAACAUGCCACCACACAGGACAACCUGGAUGACAAACUGCGCAAGUUUGAGAUCAGGGAUAUGAUGGGUCUGACAGAUGACCGUGACAUCUCUGAGACGGUCAGUGAAACCUGGAGCACUGAUGUGCUUGGCAGUGACUUUGACCCAAAUAUGGAUGAUGAUCGACUGCAGGAAAUAGCAGGGGCAGCUGCAGAAAGCAUGCUCGGCAGCCUGCUGUGCCUUCCUGGCUCCGGUUCAGUUCUGCUGGACCCCUACGGCUCCACCAUCUCAGAGACCACGAGCGAAGCCUGGAGUGUGGAGGUCCUUCCCAGUGACUCAGAAGCCCCAGAUCUGAAGCAGGAGGAGCGUCUUCAGGAGCUGGAGAGCUGUUCUGGGGUCGGCAGUACGUCCGAUGACACGGAGGUCAGAGAGGUCAGCUCCAGACCCAGCACACCCGGCCUCAGCGUUGUCUCAGGUAUCAGUGCAACGUCAGAAGACAUUCCUAAUAAGAUCGAGGACCUGCGGUCGGAGUGCAGUUCAGAUUUUGGUGGGAAGGACUCUGUGACCAGUCCAGAUGGGGAAGAGUCGAGCCACGGAGCCCACAAUCUGACUUCUCCACCUUCACAGGCUGAAUCCUUACUAGCCAUGUUUGAUCCUCUCUCCUCUGGUGAAGGUUCCUCCACUGGGACAAUAGUUAGACCCAAAGUGCACUAUCCCAGGCCCAACCACCCUCCCCCCGAUCCACCCAUCCCUGAAGCCAGCGCCCUGGGACCUGAGACACGCCACUCUCUUUUCGCGCCACACAGUUUGGUCCAGGGGGAGCUGGAGCACACAAAGCAGCGCCACUCCUUCCCUGACAGGCUGGUGCGCAGUCGCAGCUCUGAAAUUGUGUGCCCUGGGCGCCGGCCCACAAGUGACCCCGGCCUUAACAGACGGGUGGCAGUUGAAGAGCGUGACCCUGCUGGGGCCUUCGCUUUAGGACCUUCCUCAUCACCCAGCAAAGACUCCCUGAAAGGAGAGGUGGAGGACAGGAAAGACAGUGAUGAUGAGAAGUCUGAUCGCAACAGACCGUGGUGGAAGAAACGUUUUGUGUCAGCCAUUCCUAAAGCUCCGAUCACGGCUUUUAAAAAAAGAGACAAACAAGAGAAAAACGAUGCAGCCCAGGAACGUGUCCCACAAGAUGAGCCAUUGCUCCGACAGAACAAUCAAGCCCAGGCAGCUGAGGACAUCCUGGACAAGUACAGGAACAUCAAGAGGCCCGGUCCAAGUGACGUAGCCUCAGCAGGGGCCUCUUAUGAUGGACCAGGAGAUCUUUGUGUUGAGGACAAUGUGAACGACGCCCCGAGAGAAGACACUCUGCACAACAUUUCUGCUGACGACCUCCCAGACUCAGCCAGCCAGACGGCACAGCAACAUGAUUCCAAGUUUUCUUUCAGUGAUGCAAAGAAGAAGCUGAGGUUGGCUUUGUGUUCUGCAGACUCUGUGGCUCUCCCCAUCAUGGCACCAGCCACCACACGUAAUGGGCUGCCUGAUCACAUGGAUCCUGAAGACAAUGAGAUUGUCUGUUUCCUAAAGGUCCAGCUAGCAGAAGCCAUCAACCUUCAAGAUAAGAACCAAAUCGCUCAGAUCCAAGAGACCACGCGCUGCGUCAGCCGCUUCGAUGCGCGCACCUGCAGGAAGCUGCUGGCUGCCAUUGCAGAGGAUUACAGAAAGCGGGCCCCUUACAUAGCCUAUCUAACUCGGUGUCGUCAGGGCCUGCAGACCUCUCAGGCCCAUUUGGAGAGGCUUUUACAGAGGGUGCUGAGAGACAAGGAGGUGGCCAAUCGCUACUUCACCACAGUCUGUGUUCGACUCCUCCUUGAACAUAUGGAGUCAAAGAUGCUUGACUUCAUUAAAGCGUUCCAAGGAUGCACAGCAGCUGAUGACAAGACAGCAGCAGUGGAGGAUUUUCUGCGCUAUUUGUACGGUGCCAUGGCCCGUGAUGCCAUUUGGCAGUAUGCAAGUGAAGACCAGCUGCAGGAUGCCCAGAUGGCUAUCGAACGCAGCGUUAUGAACCGCAUCUUCAAACUGGCUUUCUACCCCAAUCAAGAUGGAGAUAUUCUCAGAGACCAGCUUUUCCAUGAACACAUCCAGAGACUCUCAAAAGUUGUAACAGCAAAUCACAAAGCUCUUCAAAUACCAGAGGUCUACCUAAAAGAAGCUCCCUGGCCCUCUGCACAGUCUGAGAUCCGGACCAUCAAUGCAUAUAAGACCCCCCGAGACAAAGUCCAGUGUAUUCUGCGUAUGUGCUCCACCAUCAUGAAUCUUCUCAGUUUAGCCAACGAGGACUCUGUGCCAGGGGCAGAUGACUUUGUCCCCGUUCUCGUCUUUGUCCUCAUAAGGGCAAACCCGCCCUGCCUGCUGUCCACCGUUCAGUACAUCAAUAAUUUCUACGCCAGCCGGCUGAGUGGGGAGGAGUGCUAUUGGUGGAUGCAGUUCACCGCGGCGGUGGAAUUCAUUAAGACCAUCGACGAUCGCAAGUGAAGCAGAACAGCCACCUGUAUGGGCAGACUGCGGGGGAAGGAGCCGGGAGACUGGGAGACUUCCCAACCAACUGCUCCCCCUGCACAGCUUCCAAAAACCUGGCUCUCAGCCCACUCUUUAUUUGUAUAGCUUGUACAUAGCCAGAGAUGCUGAAAGAAAAACAAAAUAUAUAUUAAUGUACGUAUGUGGACAAAUCCAGGUUUUGAUCAAGGUGGUGAAAAAAAGGUUAUCAAAAAAAAGCAGCUUUGUGGGAAAAUUGGCAACAUAUCAACUCUAAAUCUGAUUGAUUUUUUUCUUUUUUUAUUGUUUUCUUCUUUGAUUAGAAGUGUUUUAUAUAUACAAUUACCAAUAAGACAUUAAAUUUAUUUAAAUAUAAUCUUAUUAAAAAAAGGGACCACACUUCCUUGAUGAUGAUAGUUUUUUUCACCUGGGUUAGAGGAAUAGCCUCCAAAUAAAUGACAGUAUGUCUAUGUUAUGCAUUUUUUUCACACAGGGAAUUACAAUCAUAACUUCAGAUGGGACUUAGUGACAUGCACACAAUUAAACCGUACCCUUAAUAGUUGGUUCAUCCUACAGUUAGGCAGCUCGUUUCAUCACUUGUUUACUCUGAAACAUUCACCGAUUUGGACACAAGGGCCUCUACGUAUACGUGGAUUGAAGUGUAUUUAUUUCUGUCCUAUUUAACGCGUCAGCUAAUAUUUUAGAAACAAACAUGCAUAUCAUGCCCAAUCAAGAUGUCAGAGGCAAGCAAUGUUACAAUAAAGCUUGGCUUGAAAUGCUGGAGUUAGGAUGGCACCUUAGUAUAGACGUAGCCCUUGGGUGGGCGGAUACUGAGCAGUAAAGACGUACAGGGUCAACUCGUGCACACAGCAGUGGUGGCAUUUAAUGGAUUUAAUGAAAACUGUGCCUUUGAUGUGGGGCGCUCUGUAUAGGUAGUUAUAUUUGACUGUUUGUUUUUAAUAGAUUAUUCCAAGAUUAAUGAUUCCCCUACACACACUCUAAUGGGCCAACCACAUCUUGCUGUCCAGCUGCAGGAACUGGACAUUUCCUACUAACAUGGCUCAGUCUUUUCAAUGCACCUGAGAAUAUCUAUUAUUUUACUUUUAUUUUAUUUACAUCCUACCUCAGAGUUGAGCCUGAUAUCAGAAAAAAAAUACAGUAACUGUCCUGCAUUUAUUAAAAGCCGUGCUGAAUUGCAUUUACACUGGUGUGUAGUUGGGGGAAUGAAAGCAUAGCUAAAAUGAUUGAAGAGAAAGUGAAAUAUUGACCUACUGUGGUGCUCGUUGUGGUCUCAUCACCCUUUAUCAAACAAGCCUUAGUUAAUGAGCUAAGACGUGAUAGUUUUGUAUUAAUAUACCUGAGCUGCCACGUGUCUCCACAUGGGCAGAGCAGUUCACUAUUUUGGCUCUCUACCUCCUUAAAAAGUUCAAGAAAGGGACUUGUAUUUAAUGUGCGCUUAUAUGCCCCGCCCCACUUUUUCUUCCCCUGUCCCCCAAUUUGGCGUGCUGUGAUAAGUGUCAUUAUAUUUUUCCGGUUAUAUUUCAAGCAUGUCUUUAUUGAUCUAGAACUGACUAAAUCUAAUUAUUUUUUUUCCUUUAAUUAUUAUUAUUAUUUGUGCACUGUAGUUGUGCCACAUGUAAUAUAGUUCUUGGUAACUUUUCAUAGUUACUGAUGAGAGAGCACGACACAGAAAAUUUGAAGUCCAAUUAAUCAACACUAUUGACCUGUUACUGACUUUCAGUUUAUGCUAAAGUGGUUGGUGUAUGUGGGCGUGUGUGUUUUUUUUUCUUUCUAUGAGCGUGUGUGAGAAGUGAAUGGUCGACCCUCUGCCUCCUCUUGCAUGAAGUCAUUGAACGGUCUGCACACUCUCAGUCAUGAUCAGCUGUAGAAUAGGAUUAGUUUGUGCCACAGACCUGUAAUUGAACCUGCAAGAGGACGCAAAGCUUCCUUUUGUUUCUGUAAUACUCGCAUAUCAGAUCUCCAUAUAUUUUGCACAAAACACUCGUGUUUUUCUAGGAAACUUUUGACAGGGAGCAGUGCAUUUUUGGCAAGUAAAUCAGCAUAACUACUGUGAUUAAAAAAAAUAUUCAGCAACAAACGGUCAUGUUAAUGAGCAGGAUCAGAAGCCUUUUUUUAUUUUGUGUUUGUGCAGCACAUGAACCAGUUUUAUGUGUAUGUGCAGUGCGUCUCCUUGCAGUCAGUGGAAUCAAUUUGAUGAGAAAACCAGGCACUGGAAAAUCAGGCUGCAGGUUGCAUCUAUGCUAAUUAGUUUUAUGUGAUGUCACUUUAAUUGGGGAGUAUGUACUCUGCACCAAUCUGAUCAAAUUAUUUGGACCUGGCUCGUGUGCCGUCAUGUCCCCGGAAAGCCGAUCGCAGCCGUUACGGGUGACUUCCUGAAGGAUUUAUGAAGGCACCAAAUUAUUGCACAAAUAAAAAAUGUGAUUGUGUCAGCAAUGGGGAUUUUAGUCUUCGGGAUAAAGACUUUUCAGAGCUCCAGUGCACUGCUCCCUGUAUAACGGAUAAAUAAAAGACUCAUUUAGGGGGGGUAAAAUAAAAGAAAGUUUUACAUCUUUCAUCUGAUUUUAAAUUUAUUUGUAAGCUUGCACAACUCUGAAAUGCGGGGUAAGCCAGUUUGUCUUUACUGUGAUUAAUGCAUUCUGUAAAUCUUUAAAAAAUAAUAAAAGAAGCCGACAUUUUC
This is a messenger RNA of Austrofundulus limnaeus, 7286 nucleotides long. RefSeq names its product GTPase activating protein and VPS9 domains 1 (gene gapvd1). The transcript has 28 exons. Gene Ontology annotation, molecular function: guanyl-nucleotide exchange factor activity; small GTPase binding. The coding region runs from base 164 to 4588 and encodes 1474 amino acids. Gene Ontology annotation, biological process: vesicle-mediated transport; regulation of GTPase activity. Lineage: Eukaryota; Metazoa; Chordata; Actinopteri; Cyprinodontiformes; Rivulidae. The record is from RefSeq and is a predicted model, not a curated record. Gene Ontology annotation, cellular component: cytosol; endocytic vesicle.